Molecule: messenger RNA, 906 nt
Organism: Oikopleura dioica
Lineage: Eukaryota; Metazoa; Chordata; Appendicularia; Copelata; Oikopleuridae
Source: the annotation of a GenBank genome assembly
AUGGUCGAUUUAGAGGAGAAUUUCUCGAUUGGAUCAAGUAGAUAUUCCAGAACGAAUUCCUCGAUUUCCUCGAAGUCAAGUGGAUCGGGCGGGUCGGGCGAUUCUGGAGAUAGCUAUGUCGCGGUGAAACAUGGAACUUUCAUAAGAGCAUGUUGCAGCGGAUUUUGGAAGUAUUUCUGGUUUACUUUUGCCGUUGUAUUAGCAAUGGGCUCUGUUGUUGGGCUGGCAUUCCUUCUGGCAUACACAACGACUGGAAAUUCACCGGCGACAACUCCCGGUGAAAUCACGACUGGAGUCAUUGAUUCGACAAUUUCUUUUACUGCCACCAUCGAAUGGUUAAAUUCAACGACGACAACCAUGACGACAACUGCCACUGAUUCCGGAGAUCUGACGACAACAAUAAUGCCCUCAAAAUCGACAACAACUUCAACUAUCAAUCCAGAAACUUUUCCUUCUGAAUUGAUAACAGAGCCGAAUUUUCAAUCAACAAUAAAUGAAUUACCAGUUGAAACAACGACGAUUGAACUUUACUCGUCGGAAACAACCACUCUACUGGUUGACUCCUCAACAACGAACCUUCUUUCUAAAACAACGACAUUGAUAAUGGACACUGAGGAAGCAACUGCAGAUAGCUCGACAACAGCUUCGAUAGAAACAACGGCAGAUGAAGGCUUAACAGAAGCUUCAACUUUAUUAACAGAAGUGAUAACGAAAUCGCUAUCUACAGAUACAACAGUGGUAGAUAUUGAUCAAACAACCAUCUCUGACGACUCAACAUUAUCUACAAACACUGGAGACUCAAUGGAAACGAAGACAACUGAUUCAACAACGACAACAUCAACGACAUCAACAACGUCAACUACAACUACAACGACAACAACAACGACAACAAUCCUUGGGCAAUGA